UGUCAAAAUGUCAACAUCUUUAUAUCUUGUUGACCAAAAUAAUAGAUUUUUGCAAAUCAUAAUUUCAUGUAAUUGAUUCUUUUCUUUAUCGAUUAGUUUACAUAUCAACAUUUGUGCGGCCUCUUUUUACUCUAAUAAAUAGCAUCUUUUCAAAAAAGCAGUUCAUUUAAUUUUGUGGAAAUAUUUUGAACCACAAUUUCACUUUUUUGUCGAUAACGAGGAGAAUUCUACUUUGCAACAAUCUGUUUUCUGUUUGUUGGUGUUUUUUUUGCGUCGAAAGAUAGUAUGUUCAUUCCCCUGACGCGUUUUUUGGAAAGUUAAAAGCAAACAUUUUAUUGUCAAAUGUAAGGUUAACUGGAGAUACUUUAUCCAUAGGCUGUGAUACCAAAUUUUCUCGGCAGUACAAGAUUUUAUAUUUUUUCUGCCACGAGCUAAUUUACACUCCUAAUGCUCAGGAGUAAGUGAUGAUCUUUCAGAAUACGGUGAUGCGAAUAAAAAAUGAAUCCUGAAAAAUUAAGCGAAGGCUUAUUGACAGAAGAAUCAACAUCUCAAAUCGAAAAGCAAAAGCCGAUUGGCGUUGAAAUGGCAGAGAAAUAUACAAAUGGUGAAACGAAGGGUGACGAAAAUAUAUCAGUAAAAUCUCCAUUGAAGGAUAUCAAUGACUCAAAUGAAAAAGAAGUUUCGAAGAAUGAUUCUUUUGAUAAAAAUAAGGAUUCAAAGCAUAGUAGUAGCUUAGAACGAAAAGAGAGUAGUGUAGAAUCAAAAGAUAGUGAUUUCAAUGCAUCUGAGAAAAUCAAGACAAAAAGAGGAAAAUCAAAAGCACAAACAAAUGGAGAGAGUCGAAUCUCAAUGGAAAAAUCCGAGGAAAGUUCCGACGAGGAUUCGAGUAAACGGCAAAAGAUGAGUGAUACUCAUCCGGACUCGGAAAUAGGGGAAUGUUCAGGAUCAAAAAACGAUUCCUCUUUUCGCAAAUUGCAAUCUAGAUUCAAGAAACGUUACUAUCGAAGCAAAAGUUCAACAGGAGAGGAAGAAGCAGGCGAAGCUUCUUCUGCACAGACGUCUGACGUCAAUCUGGAAGGGAAUAAUUCAAAGAGCGAAAGUGAUGAUGAUUAUUCCCGCGACGGUGAUGAUCUUGAGGAAAGGAAUCAAACUACUCGAAAAGGAAGUACCAAUCCUCCAGAGCAAGAGAGCAGCCCAAGAAUAGAUGGACGAGGCGCAGACGAUUCGAACGAGUGGACGACUGCCAGCGAAGAAGAAAUGGAUAUCGCUGCUCCCGUUUUGGAAAAGGAGAAACCUAAGCCAAAAUGGUUCGUAGUGCACGAGCUAGUUAAUCGACAAAUGGGAAAUAAUCCGCAGUUCGCGUGCCGGUUUUACGGAUCGCUUCAGGCUGUACAACGAUUGGAACUUAUGCGCAAAUUGAAUGAACAUCAGGGAUGCGUGAAUGCGAUAAGUUUCAACCAAAAAGGAAACCUAUUAGCAAGUGCCUCUGACGAUUUGAACGUCAAUAUCUGGGACUGGGCUACGGGAAAACGACAGUUUUCCUUCGAAUCAGGCCACAGAAGUAAUGUCUUCCAGGUUAAAUGGUUACCCCUCGAUACUGAAAGUCUGAUGGUUACCUGUGCGCGAGACGGUCAAGUUCGACUUCUCGAGCUUCCUAUUGGAAAAUCUCGUAAAAUUGGAUCACAUCAAGGACCAAUUCACAAACUUGCGACCCACAGAGAGACGCCCCACGUUGUCCUUUCUUGUGGUGAAGACGGGAAAAUUCUUUCCAUUGAUAUUCGUGAAACUAGACCUAGAAAGUUGUUAGUCGUUAAGGAAGAGGUGCAGGAAGUCCAGUUGUACAGCAUUCACUCAAAUCCUUUAAACAGCAACGAAUUUUGCAUUGGUGGCCGGACACAGGCAGUUCGAGUUUAUGAUAGGAGAAAAAUCACAACACCUGUUCACAAACUCUGCCCUAGUCAUAUGACUGAGAAUAAGCAUGCACAUGUAACAAGUGCCGUCUAUAAUUAUAACGGAACGGAAAUUCUUGCAUCUUAUAAUGACGAAGAUAUUUACCUCUUUGACACAUUGUUUCCGCAUCCGGCUGGAGAUUUUGCGCAUCGGUAUCAGGGUCAUAGGAAUAAUGCAACUGUGAAGGGCGUCAACUUUUUUGGACCAAAGAGCGAAUAUGUUGUGUCUGGUUCAGACUGUGGUAAUAUUUUUAUCUGGGACAAGGAUACGGAAGCAAUCGUCCAAUGGAUGCCGGGAGACGAACAAGGAGUGGUCAAUUGUUUGGAGCCUCAUCCUUUCGUCCCGGUAUUGGCCACAAGUGGAUUGGAUUAUGAUGUAAAAGUUUGGGUGCCUUCAUGUGAAGAACCUCCAAUUAUGAAGGAUUUAGAUGUUUGUGUUAAGUCAAAUAUAAAGAAUAGACAGGAAGAAUUAGAUGAUGAACCGGAUGCUUUCGACGGGCAAAUGUUGUGGAUUCUCCUGAGACGUAUUCGUCAAUCCGAGAGAUUAAGAGCCUCUAAUAGAGCAGCGAGGAGGACGAGAUUUACAGAUCCAGAUCUUGCUGACGAUGAUAUGAAUGAAUCCGCGAGUGACAAUAAUUCUUCAAACAACAGCGAUAGUUACUCGGAUGACGACAACGAAGGAAGGCUGCAGUGUUCUCCGUCUUAAAAUAAGGUUUUCGUUAAAUCUUGAGGAGGAAAUAUUGAAUGAAAAAGCGACUUGAGAAGACACCAAAACUCGUGAUUUAGAUUAUUACAACCACUCAGAUCUGAAAUAUUCUGAAUACCUCAGUCUUGUGUAAAAUAUUUCCACUUAAAUUUUUUCACCGCAUAUUGUUCGGCAUUUUGAUAAAAUAUUUUUAUCACGGUAGGAAGAAAUAGCUGCAGAGUUACGCCAUCAGGUAUCUUAUUGUAUCUUAGAUUUAGAAUAGAUGGAACUGUAAAUAUUUGUGAUUGUUUGGUUACGCAUUCCAUAGACUUUUUUCACAAAUUCGCGAUUACAGAAACUUUAAUUGCAUUUUAUACAAAUAUAUGUAAUAUUCUAAUAGAGAAUUAAAUUUUUACGAAAUUUUAUUAAAAUUGCAGUUUAUUAAAAAAGUCUGAAAGCAAUUGAAACUAAAACACAGAAAACAUUUAAGUUGAUUUUUGAACAAUGAAUUUGUGAAACUCGUCUAUGCGAUUUAAAACAAAAUAUAGCUCUCGAGCUUAAAACGAAAAAAAAUUAGAUUCUAUAAUUUAGUUUUUAGCGCUCUUAACUGUUUCAAAGAGUUAUUUUCCUUAUUAUUUUACGACAGGACGGCACUUUAUCAAUAAGUUUUAGAAAUUAUUUCCUCGAGGAAUUUAAAUCCGAAUUCUAAAUUUCGCAAGAUUGAAAGAUUCGUUACUCAAAGCCUCAAAUUGUAUGCUAUGCAUCAAAGGUAUCAAGACUGAAUUACAGUGAGAUGAAUAAAUACAAGUGCAUAGCAUAAAUAAUUUAAACAGAAGGCGUCUAGAUAUUAUCCUACGAUCUAAAGAAAUGUAAUAAAGGGUUGUUUUCAUGGAAUAAUGAAAA
Molecule: messenger RNA, 3537 nt
Organism: Belonocnema kinseyi
Lineage: Eukaryota; Metazoa; Arthropoda; Insecta; Hymenoptera; Cynipidae
Product: DDB1- and CUL4-associated factor 8-like
Exons: 15
Coding region: 499-2655 (718 amino acids)
Cellular component (GO): cytoplasm; Cul4-RING E3 ubiquitin ligase complex
Molecular function (GO): protein binding
Source: RefSeq, a predicted model, not a curated record